This is a messenger RNA of Penicillium arizonense, 1953 nucleotides long. RefSeq lists its product as uncharacterized. The record is from RefSeq and is a predicted model, not a curated record. The transcript is spliced from 5 exons. The coding region runs from base 1 to 1953 and encodes 650 amino acids. Lineage: Eukaryota; Fungi; Ascomycota; Eurotiomycetes; Eurotiales; Aspergillaceae.
AUGCCACCUAUUACUGAGACGCCUAAGACACUGGCAAGACAGCCAGUGCUAGUGCCACAGCCAAUCUCACCAGCAAAUCUGAUCCGGCAGCACGCUGAAGACACUCAGAAUUCGCUGGACAGAGCCCAGGAAGUGGCCCAGCAAAUGGCUAAGAAGAAAUCAUUCGAAAUGAAGCUCAAGGAAAUCAAUGAGAACCUUUCUAGGAUGAGCGCUGACACGGAGAAUGCUAGAAAUGCUAGCGAAUCUAUCGAACCAGCAACCGAAAGCUCGUCCGCCGUACCAGAUACUACACCCACACCGGCAUCUCGUCGUCAGUCACCCAAGCAUCCACCGGGACUGCCGAUUCCACGCGCCCAUGGUGAAUACAAAUACCCUUUUGAGUGGGAGGAUCCGAUCCGUGAAGCGACGGAUGCUGCUAGCCAGCAAGCUCAGACAGUGUCUCCGAGUGAGCAAGCUCUGACUAGGUCUCAAAGUGAACAAAACCCACUAGCAACUGAGAAGCCUGGUCAGAGCUCCGUUGCACCAAUCUCUAUCAGCUCGAGCCCUGAUCCAAUUAACACAAUUGAAACAACCCAGCCACGCCGUUCGAAGAGAUGGAAUGCUGGCGUACCCGGACCGGUCUACCAUGACCCCGAUGCCCCGAGAAUGAAAGCUGAAAUUAGGGCACAUGAAUACAAAGUGAGGAAAGCUGCUAAGCGAGCCAACUCCGUCGCCACGGAAGGCGAUACCGAUACUAGCAAAGCAUCUAUGGCCUCGGAGCCCGAGAAAACAACCUACUGGCACUACUGGAAGAAAGCGAUGGAGGAUCAAAUUGAAGACCUUAAUGCGAAGAAUACGUACAGCUUGAUCAUUCGACAACGGAAGACCCAGGUGCUGCCGGGCCAACGGCGAUUCAGUAUCAAGAAAGACGCGGAAGACUACGUCAUCGGAUUCAAAGCCCGCUGGGUAGCUUGCGGCAAUUUCCAGAAGAAGGACGAAGCAGCCGAUUACUACGCACCCGUUGUGGUGGAAUGCCUGGUCAAAACUGUCCUGUCUAUCAUUGCUGUCUAUGGUUUGAAAUGGCGUCAAAUCGACGUCAAAGCUGCCUACCUAAAUGCUUCGAGAGACGAAGAAACGACUGUCUACAUGAGACAACCGACUGGAUUAGAGCAUAUUGAUGAUGAAGGUUCUGCAAAUGACUGGAUCUGCGUGCUGAAUCAGGCAUUGUACGGCCUACGGGACUCGGCCUUCCUGUGGAACCAGGAAAUGGAUGAAAAGCUACAGUUACUCGGUUUCUUGCCGCUUGAUGACGAUGCUUGCGUCUACACCAAAGGCUCGGGACUCGGGAAGCUGGAUGAGCAUCUUGAUAUGGCGGAACCUUACAUCCUGCGCUUUACCCAGGCCGCCGCGGCGGUCCAAGCAGAAGAAGAUUUCCCCCCGUGGGACGGUUUCAGCAGCUCUUCAUCGGAAGAGGAGGUCGCGGUGCGCGCCGGUGGACCUGGGCUGGAUGGAGGGCUUCCAUGCCAGCGCUGCACCUUCCGGUUGGUGCAGCACCCAGAUCAUCAGUGCGUGUUGCCAAUAGAUCGCACCAAGUGCCUCUAUUGUGCCAGCGGCCGCCACGGGUGCAAGCCGGUAUACCCCGAGCUUGUGCCCGAGGUGGAGCACGCGCUCUCUCCUGCUGUCACUAGCGAGCAGCGGGUGGUGCUUCUGAAAGGUCUUCUUCAAAAGACCCGGCUCAUCACUGCCGCCAUGAAGCCCGCUGCGACCCCCAAGGUCGCCGCUAGUGAGGAGGUUCCCUCGCCCCCGUCGUCGGUUGCGUCUUCUCCUGAGAAGUUCGUGACUCCUGAGGGAACUCCGGCUCCGGAGGAGUCUCCACUCCGCCGUCUGUUGCGUCGCAGCAGCCAAGUUUUCUCCCCGUUGCGCCUGGCUUCCGGCGCAUGGGAGACCGUGCGUGACAGUUUGGGUCAGCCGUAG